ACUUGAUCGGCGGGGUGAGAAGACGCUCCUCAACCUGAGUCUCAGAUCGUUCUUCCAACUGCGUAUGUGCUCCAAAUGUGAUUCUAUAGCAAAUCGAUCCAGUCUAGCGCCGUCGAAUUCACCGAGUCAAGUAGUCCGGCUACCGUUGACGGUCAGGCAUGCCUCCGCAACACGCAAGUUUCGAUGUUCCCCUUCCUUCGGCGCGUGUUCAGAGCGCUUUGCAAAGCGAAUGUAAACUGCACUACUCCUCGACGCUCAAUCCCCUUCCUCACCAGCCCUUCACCUACCAAACUCCAACCUCCAAACGGUUCAUUAUGUGUGAAGUCGAGUGCUUCGGUAACUACCAUCGGAAAUGUCAACAUUACGUGAAGCUCUAUGAAUCUGGAAUCAUUCGAGAUUGUGGAUCGACCAGAUGUGGUGUGAGCACUUCUCACAAUCAUUCGGCGCCGAAUUGCCCUUGCCCCAAGUACUACCAGGAACAGAGAAGGGUUCUCAAUCUGAUACAAGAGCGUUGCGAUGAUUGCAAGAAGGCUGCGUGGGCGAGUCUCGGUAUUGAGGAACGGUGGUGAUUACCGAUUCAGAAUUCUUGGGUCAUUGGGAAGAACACUGGGUUAUUGUGUUGGACUUC
Somion occarium is the source of this 628-nucleotide messenger RNA. NCBI's taxonomy places the organism in Eukaryota, Fungi, Basidiomycota, Agaricomycetes, Polyporales, Cerrenaceae. The record is from the annotation of a GenBank genome assembly.